AUGUCAAAUAAAGAUGAUGAAUCAAUUGAAAUGUUAUAUUCAAAAUUAUGUCUUGAUUUAAAUAUGGAUAUUGAAACAAAGUUAGAUGCAUGGCGUUCAUAUGAACAUAUUCGUAAACAUUAUGUUUUAGAAGGAGAUCAAUUACAUUGGUUAGCUGUUUCAUUAUAUUUAUCAUGUAGAAGAUAUAAACAUAUAACAACAAAUCAAUUUAAUCCAAUAUCAAUAUCACGUUUAUUAAAAAGUGCUAAUAAUUUAGAAUUAUUUAUUUUUUUUGAUAAAUUACAUAAAUGGGAAGAUAUGGCUAAUUUACCUGAUUCAAUUAGAUGUAAAAUAGAUCAAGUUGAACAUGCUUUUAAUAUAUCAUCAAUUAUAUUUGAAAAAUAUACAAAAAUAUUUAUUGAAAUAUUUGGUGGAAAUCAAUAUAAAUUAAUUUAUUCAGAUUAUCAAUAUAAAAGAACAUCAAAUCAAAUAAAUCCAAAAUUAAAUAUUAAAAAUAAAUUAAAUAAAUGUUCACAUCAAGAUUUAUAUUCACUUAUUUGGACAAUAUAUGCUUUAGCUAAAACAAUUUAUCCAUCAACUAUAAAUGAUCUUAUUGCUUCAUUUCAUUUACUUAUUUCUUCUUUUUCUUUUAUUUAUUAUUAUGCUAAAUUAGCUAAAUUAGAUUAUUUACUUAAAGGUUGUUGUUUAAAUGAAUUAUGUUCAAAUGAUGGAACUAUAUUGGAUAAAUUAUGUCUUAAAUAUAGUUGUUCAUCUGAUAUCUGUCGAUCAAUAAUUGAACAACAUUUUAAAAAUGAUUUAUUUAAAAUAGUUGAUAAAAAAGAAGAUUUUUUAUCGGAAUUAAAUUAUUUGGAAACAAUUCGUGAUAUAAAUCGUCAAUAUGAUGAAAUUGUAUUAACAAAUUGUAUAAUUGAUGAAAGAAUUUUUUUAGAAAAAAAUUCUCAAUUAAAUGAUUUAUGUAAUUCAUUAAAUGAAAAUCGAUAUUCAAAAAGUUCUCAAAAUCGAACACCAUUAACAGCAAAUCAACAUAUUAAAUCAAAUGAUUUAAAUCAAUAUUUAACACCAAUAUCUCAAGCUAAUCAAUUAAUUCAAUUAUUAUAUUCAAUUGUUCAACAACAACAAACAAAACCAACAAACAAUCUUAUUUAUAUUAUUGGACAACAAACUUAUUUAGAUGAUCUUGUUGAACGUUUAAAUGAAUGUGAAUAUUUAUUUAAUAGUCAAUAUGAUUUAAUAGAAAAUCUAAAUAAAUAUAGUGAAGAAGAAAAUCCAUCUCGAUCAUGUAAAUCACGUUUUGAUUUAUCAUUAAAAUUAUUUUAUUAUUCUAUUGAAAAUAUUUUAACUAUUGAAAAAAAACGAUUAAUUUCAAAUAAAUUUAAUUCAGAAGAAAUUCAACAAUCAUUUCAUAAAUUAAUAUUAAAUAAUGAAUUUAUUCGAUCUCUUGUUGGUUUAUGUUUAUUAUUAGUAUUAUAUGCUCAUAGAGAUAAAUAUCAUGAUUUUAAUUGGAUAUUAAAUAUUUAUUCAUUAGAUGGAUAUUCAUUUUUAAAAAUAAUACAAAUUUUUUUAAAAACAUCUCAACAAAUAAUUAAAUCAAGAUCAUUUAUUAAAUAUUUAUCAUCAAUUGAAGAAAAUAUAUUAUCAUCAAUGGCUUUUUCAAAUAAAUCAUUAUUAUGGAAUGAUAUUCAAUUAAAAGGAAUUUUAUCAUAUAAAACAAUAUCAUCAAUUCAAUUUAAUCUAACAGAUAAAUCAUUAUCACCAACAAAUAAUUUAACUUCAAUCUUAAUUCAAUCACCAAAUAAAACAAAUGUAUCAAGAAAAUUAUUUCAAUCCGAUAGAUCAGAUCAAUCAACAAAUAAAUUGACAAUAAAUCGAAGUAAAUCAGAUGGAAUUAUUGAAAAUAAUGAUAAAAAGUCAAUUAAAUUAAGUCCAUAUAUAAUGUUUUAUCGUAAAUUAUAUGAAUAUGUUUUAUCUCGUCUUGAUAUAAUUUGUUCUCGUUUAUAUGGAUCUGAAUCAAAUAAAUUUGAAAAAAUUGUUUGGAAUUUAUUUAUAUAUUUAUUUGAAAAUUAUACAGAAUUAUUAUUUCGUUCAAGAGAUUUAGAUCAAAUAAUAUUAUCAUCAAUUUAUUAUGUUGCUAAUUCACAUUUAUUUCAAAAUCAAUUUUAUACAUUAAAUGAAAAAGAAUUAACAUGGUAUCGUUUAAUUCAAGCAUAUAAAUCAAUGCCCAAUUCAAAAUUAAAAACAGUUCGAAGUGUUUUUAUUCGUUCAAUAAAUAAAGAUGAUUUUAUUGAAAAUGAAGAAAAUAUUGAUAAAAAUCCAUGUUUAACACCAUCAAAACCUGCUGGAACAAAAAAUUUAAUUGAUGGAAAUAUAAUUGGUGAUAUAACCAGUUUUUAUAAAGAAAUUUUUUUAAAUAUUCCUAAUCUUGAAAAAAAUCUUGAAAAUAAUUUAAAUGAAAAUCAAUUAAUUGAUCUUCCAUAUAGAAAUAAAACAUUUGAAAAUAAUAAAUCUGAAUAUUUAAAUAUAAAUAUAUCGUCAAAUAUAUUUAUUAAUUAUUCAUCAAAUAAAAUUCAAUCAAAUUUAUCUUAUCCUCAAUCAACUAAUAAAACAAAUUAUUUUAUUAAAGAUAAACAAACAAAUUCAACAUCAAAUGUUUUAUCAUCAUCUAUUCAAGCAGGUGCAAAUAAUACAGUACGAACGACUCGAACUCGAACUGAAGAUGGGAAAUUUUUAACAACUAUUUCAACAAUAUCAAAAAUAAAUAAUUCAAAUGAUAAUCAAGAUAAUAUUCUUAUUAAUAGAAAUGAAAAAAAUCUUUUUUUUGGCCAAUCAACAAACAAUUCUAUUAAACGAACACUUUCCGAUGAUUCAAAUUCAAAUUGUUUAACAAGUUUAACAAAAAAAGUUUUACAAAUUGAAAAAGAUCGACAAUAUAUUCAAGAAUAUUAA
Molecule: messenger RNA, 2943 nt
Organism: Rotaria sordida
Lineage: Eukaryota; Metazoa; Rotifera; Eurotatoria; Philodinida; Philodinidae
Source: the annotation of a GenBank genome assembly